GCCGGACGCCAUGGUUCAUUUGCGCCCAUGAAGUUUGCCGUGACUCCGGCACAGGCCGUGCUCUCGUGCUUGGGCAUGGCAUCUGCCUACGUUGGCAUCCUCUACUGCGCCCCGCGGAGCAUCCGCGCCCUUCCGCGCGACCAUCCUUCGCAGAUUGUCACGCGCUUCUUCCUCAUCAGCGUCGUGAGCGUCCUCUGCCCGCUGUACAUGCUCUGCUACUACGAGCCGAGCGCAAAUGGUAUCUCGCUAGCCGCGUGGCUCGGCUUCCACUGGGACGUCCGCGCGACGAUCGUGGGCGCGGGCCUCUCGCUCAGCGUGACCAUGCUCCUCUUUGCGGGCGCGCUCUUCGCAUACCUUCUCGAGCUGCAGGAGACAGCGCGCUCGUCGUCGUCGUGGUCCAAGGCGCUCGAAGGCACGUCCCUUGUACACCAAGCUCGCUACGAGCGCAUCCAGGCCAUCCGCACCUACCUCUACGCGCCGUUCACGGAAGAAUUCGUCUUUCGCAGCUGCAUGGCCCCGCUCUUGCUCUGCGCUGGCUUCUCGGCCGGUUCCAUCAUCGUGGGCAGUCCCCUCGCCUUUGGCGUCGCGCACAUGCACCACUUUGUCGAGCACGUGCGCAGCGGCAUGCCGUGGACUCGCGCGCUGCUCAUCGUCGUCUUCCAGCUCUGCUACACGACAGUGUUUGGCAUCUACGCCACGUUUCUCUACUUGCGCACCGGUCAAUUUUGCGCACUCUUUGCCGUGCAUGCAUUUUGCAACGUGAUGGGCUUUCCCGAUCUCGGGUUUCUCUCGAUCGAGAGCCCGCUGUACGGCGCUCGCUACGCCAUCUUGGGUGUCUACCUUCUCGGCAUUCUGGGGUUCUCCGUCCUCUUGUACCCGCUCACGGACCCGUCGCUGCAUCCGCACAGCCUGUGGCUCUUCGCUCGUUAAUACACUACAGAAGCAUGGCACUCGAUGGAUGUACGAUGAUCUAGAUUCGCAGUAUAUUCUAACGCGCUAGCUAUCGC
This is a messenger RNA of Saprolegnia diclina VS20, 1007 nucleotides long. RefSeq lists its product as hypothetical. The transcript is spliced from 8 exons. The record is from RefSeq and is a predicted model, not a curated record. Lineage: Eukaryota; Oomycota; Saprolegniomycetes; Saprolegniales; Saprolegniaceae. Bases 28 to 930 code for a protein of 300 amino acids. Gene Ontology annotation, cellular component: endoplasmic reticulum membrane. Gene Ontology annotation, molecular function: metalloendopeptidase activity. Gene Ontology annotation, biological process: CAAX-box protein processing.